Messenger RNA from Ylistrum balloti, 1353 nucleotides. RefSeq lists its product as uncharacterized. NCBI's taxonomy places the organism in Eukaryota, Metazoa, Mollusca, Bivalvia, Pectinida, Pectinidae. The record is from RefSeq and is a predicted model, not a curated record. The transcript is spliced from 7 exons. Gene Ontology annotation, cellular component: membrane. Bases 1 to 918 code for a protein of 305 amino acids.
AUGGGCGACAAUGGCUCAAGGACAUGUUUUGUAGUUUUGGCAAUAAUAGCAGUUAUUAUUGCCUUAAUUAUUGGUCUAGUCGCCACGUCACUGAAAAAACUUGCCAGCGAUGAAGUGGGUGUCCAAUAUGACACAAUUCAGAAGUCUCUGGACACAGAGGUCAGAAAAGAAGGACUGCACACUGGACCUCCAGGAUUUGAAUUCAUCAUCUUUCCCAGUGUCUAUCGCUCCAUGACCUUCAGUGACCUCACUUGUCUCAACAAAGAUGGCGUACAAAUUGUUCUUGAUGUGACAUACCAGUACAAAGUUAAGGCUGCGAAGCUGCGUGAAGUGAUCAUUGACUUCCGUGACUACGAUGGCUACAAGGAUGUUCUUAAGUAUGCAGGUCAGUCAGCUCUCCAUGAGGCAUGUAGUCAGUUCAACACCUCUCAGUUCCAGGCGGAACGAGGGGCAUUCCAGGAAACAGUCCGAGAAAAACUCCAGGUCAGAUAUGACGAGUUGAAUGCUGACCUAACUGACUUACAGGUCAGCAACAUUGCACGUCCUGCUGAGUAUGAGAGUGCCAUCCGCAGCAAAGAACGGGCACGAGAGGAUAUCCAGGUUGCAUUGAAUGAGAGACCACGACUCCUAACUGAAGCAGACACAGGAAAGAGAGAGGCAGAGACUCAGGCUCAAAUCAUUAAGGACAAAGCUAACUCAGACGCAAGGAUUCUUGAAAAUCGUGCAAUUUCUGAAGCCAAUGCUAUCAUCGAUCAGUACAACAAAGAAGCUGAAGCCUAUGAACUCAUUCUCAGUUCAUCUGGAUUGGGAUUCACAAUGGAGGGUUUCAUUUCAUAUCUGGGUGUCCGAGUUAUUGCUGAUGCUAAGAAUCCUGUCCAUAUCGGACUGCAGAGUCCAGCUAAAUCAUCCUACACGUAGAUUAGAAAUACAUAGUCCAAUAUAUUGGGUGAAAGUUACAACACCAGUAUAUUGGGUAAGAGUUACUACACCAGUAUAUUGGGUGAGAGUUACCACACCAGUAUAUUGGGUGAGAGUUACCACACCAGUAUAUUGGGUGAGAGUUACCACACCAGUAUAUUGGGUGAGAGUUACUACACCCAGUAUAUUGGAUGAGAGUUACUACACCCAGUAUAUUGGGUGAGAGUUACUACACCAGUAUAUUGGGUGAGAGUUACUACACCCAGUAUAUAGGGUGAGAGUUACUACACCAGUAUAUUGGGUGAGAGUUACUACACCAGUAUAUUGGGUGAGAGUUACUACACCAGUAUAUUGGGUGAGAGUUACAACACCCAGUAUAUUGGGUGAGAGUUACUACACCCAGUAUAUUGGGUGAGAGUUACUACACUCAGUAUA